Molecule: messenger RNA, 2118 nt
Organism: Trifolium pratense (red clover)
Lineage: Eukaryota; Viridiplantae; Streptophyta; Magnoliopsida; Fabales; Fabaceae
Product: probable inactive receptor kinase At5g58300
Exons: 2
Coding region: 137-1936 (599 amino acids)
Biological process (GO): protein phosphorylation
Molecular function (GO): protein kinase activity; ATP binding; protein binding
Source: RefSeq, a predicted model, not a curated record
ACCAACACAACACUGCUUUAACAAAGAAAAAAAAACAAAGACUUUUCUUUCUCACAAUCACAUAUAUUCAAUUGUUGAUUUGGAAUCUCCUUUGUUAGGAAAACAAGUGGAACUUACAAAACUAGAGAAACACUUAAUGAUGCCACGAACACAAUCCUACUUUGCUACUAUACAAAUUUUCUUACUACUACUUGUGUUUCCUCAAACUAAAUCUGAUCUAAAUUCAGAAAAGCAAGCACUACUUGAUUUUGUUGCUGCAUUACAUCAUGGUGAAAAAGUCAAUUGGAGUUCCAAUACUUCAAUAUGCACUUCUUGGGUGGGAGUUAAAUGCAAUCCUAAGGGCUCUCAUGUUCAUUCCGUGAGGCUUCCGGGUGUUGGAUUGCGCGGUUCUCUCCCGGAAAACACCCUCGGUAAGCUACAUGGUUUAAUCAGUCUCAGUCUUAGGUCUAACAGCUUGAGUGGAAACCUUCCUAGUGACAUAUUUUCAAUUCCUUCUCUAAGAUUUAUAUAUCUUCAACAUAACAAUUUUUCAGGUCAUAUUUCUGAUUAUUUGCCACCCCAUCUUAUGUUUCUUGAUUUGUCCUAUAACUCUUUCACCGGACAAAUUCCGAGUAUAAUCCAAAACUUGACAUAUCUAAUAGGACUAAACCUUCGAAAUAACUCUCUUAUAGGACCUAUUCCUAAUGUUGUUAACCUUCCUAAUCUUAAGAUUUUGGAUUUGAGCUUCAAUGACUUGAAUGGUUCAAUCCCCUCAGUGCUUCAUAAGUUUCAUGCAUCAUCAUUUAAGGGGAAUUUUGGAUUAUGUGGUGCAUCUUUGAAACAAUGUUCUUUAGGUUCUUCCCCUAGUGAUAUUUCAAACAAGAAGCUAAGUACAUGGGGGAAAAUUGCUAUUGCUUUAGGAGUUUUUGCAGCAAUGCUUCUACCAGCUCUUGUAGUAGUGUUCUGCUGUUUGAAGAAAAAAAUUGGUGAACAAAAUGUAGCAACUAAAGAGAAGAGUGAGAAGCUUAUGGAGGGAUUUGGAAGUGGUUUGCAAGAAAAUGAGAGAAACAGGCUAAUAUUUUUUGAAGGCUGUUCUUAUAAUUUUGAUCUUGAUGAUUUAUUAAGAGCUUCAGCUGAAGUGCUUGGUAAGGGAAGUUGUGGAACAACUUACAAAGCUAUUUUGGAAGAAGGGACAAUGUUGGUUGUGAAGAGGUUAAAAGAAGUGGCAGUGGUGAAAAAAGAAUUUGAACAGCAAAUGGAGAUUGUUCAAAGACUUGAUCAUCAUCCAAAUGUGGUUUCACCUUUUGCUUACUAUUAUUCAAAGGAUGAAAAAUUGGUUGUUUAUGAUUACUUCACAUCUGGCAGCUUUUCCAAGUUAUUGCAUGGAACAGGUGAAACUGCACGAACUCAACUAGAUUGGGAUUCAAGAUUGAAGAUCGUGGCUGGCGCUGCUAAGGGCAUUGCCCAUAUCCAUUCAGCAAAUGGAAGGAAACUUGUCCAUGGCAAUAUAAAAUCAUCCAAUGUGCUAAUCUCAGCAGAUCUUCAAGGCUGCAUAUCAGAUUUUGGCCUAACACCUCUAACAAGUUUAUGUGUCUCUCCUAGAAGUCCUCCAGGGUACCGAGCACCAGAGAUGAACGAAAGCAGAAAAUCCACUCAAAAGUCCGAUGUAUACAGCUUUGGUAUUCUUCUUCUUGAGAUGCUGACAGGGAAAACACCAGUUCAAUAUUCAGGUCAUGAAGAUGUGUUUGAUCUUCCAAAAUGGGUCCAAUCUGUUGUUAGAGAGGAAUGGACUGCUGAAGUGUUUGAUGUUGAGCUAAUGAGAUAUUCAAACAUUGAAGAAGAACUUGUGCAGAUGUUGCAACUGGCAAUGGCAUGUGUAGCAGUGAUGCCUGAUACAAGACCUUCAAUGGAAGAAGUUGUUGGGAUGAUUGAAGACAUCAGAGGAUCCAUUUAUUAGCACCAGUUACCAUUCACAGAGGACAGAUUCAAAGUGUCUCAUGUUCAUGCAUGUAAAUUCAUUGCCAUGUUUAAAUAGGGCCUACUUGUCAAGAUUAGGACUCAGCAUCAAAAGAAAAACGCUUAUGUUUUAAGCAUUUUGCCAUUUUUUUUCACCUUUUUAGAUGACAGCUUUAACUUCUC